This is a messenger RNA of Rosa rugosa (rugosa rose), 1137 nucleotides long. Its product is annotated as RNA polymerase II C-terminal domain phosphatase-like 4. Bases 1 to 1137 code for a protein of 378 amino acids. NCBI's taxonomy places the organism in Eukaryota, Viridiplantae, Streptophyta, Magnoliopsida, Rosales, Rosaceae. The record is from RefSeq and is a predicted model, not a curated record. The transcript has a single exon. Gene Ontology annotation, molecular function: RNA polymerase II CTD heptapeptide repeat phosphatase activity.
AUGAGUAUUGGUUUCAUACCCAAGGGGGUCUUCAAUACCCUAAGUGAUGAAUUCAUUGACCGUUUACGUAAGGUCAACACUAACUAUAUGCUACGCCUUAGAAAACUCCACCUAGUACUUGAUCUAAAUCACACCCUGCUGGCUCUCACAAAACUCAGUGAUCUGACUCCAGAAGAAGAAGAAUAUUUAAACAAUACCCAAACACUGCAAGAUGUUUUCAAAGUGCAAGCUCCUGAUGACAGUAUGAGCCCUAUGAUUAUCAAGUUGAGACCCUUUGUUAGAACCUUUCUCAAGAAAGCAAGUGACAAGUUCGAAAUGUAUGUUUACGAAGAUGCUCCUCAAUCUCUUGUGAGGAAGAUGGUUGAGCUACUGGAUCCUAAGAAUGAGUACUUUGGUCAAAGAGUGAUUUCGCGCGAGGAUUAUUUUUGGAGCAACCACAUGGGAAAGAAGCAUCUUGAUCUUGUGCUUGGCCAGGAGUCUGCUGUUUUGAUCCUUGGGGAUAACCUCGAGGCAUGGAUGGAGCAAAAUCAAAAGAACAUAGCAGUACCAGUGCAAAAGUAUCCUUUCUUUAAACAAAGUUGUGGCCAGAAGAGCAGGCGCAAGUCUCUUUGUGAGUUGAAAAAUGAUGAAGGGGGGAUUUAUCUUGCAAAUGUUCUUCAACGUCUUAGGCGAAUACACAGCAUGUUCUUUAAUGAUCAAGUGAUGUGUGAUAAGGUUUUCGACAGAGAUGUGAGGAUGGUGUUAAAAAGUGUCGAAUGGAUUUCCAAGACCUAUAAGAGGAAGAAGUUAAAAAGUGUCAAAAUGAUUUCUAAGACCGAUAAGCUUCUGUUGAGGAAGAAGGCAUUAUCAAACUGUAUGUGGAAAAAAAGUGAUCACCGGAAGAAGAAGAAGACAGAGAAGAUGGAAGAGCAGUCACCGGAAGCUUCUUAUGUUGAAAAACUAGAGGAUCCAGAAUCAUCGGUGGUGGAUGCAGUAGCUGAUCAUGUUGGAACGUCACCGGCUCCUUGGGUACACCCGAGCUGGAUUGAAAAAUCAAUCCAUUUGUGGAAAAAGAGUCAUGCAGACAAGGGCCCUGUUAUCACCGAGGAGGGCGAAUUUAGUUGCAGGCUUGCAGCUCAUAUUGGAACGCUGGAAUAG